This is a messenger RNA of Seminavis robusta, 1757 nucleotides long. The record is from the annotation of a GenBank genome assembly. NCBI's taxonomy places the organism in Eukaryota, Bacillariophyta, Bacillariophyceae, Naviculales, Naviculaceae.
GUCCUUUGUACCUAACUAUGGGUAUUCGACAAUGGAAUACCCCGAGAAGGACGGCACCAAGGAAAAUUCGGCAAAAGACGCCAUGAAGGGUGCCGAUGGCACUUCGCGCCAUUGUCCAAAAUCAAUCAACAGUUAUCGUUUAGUGUUGGCCUACUAGUAGUGAUUGGAAUGAAUUUUGGAGAAUUACAUUUGAUCCCAUAACAGUCGAAUAACCGACGCGCAUUAGAUUCGUUAGAAGUUUGUGCCACGGGGUGCAUUUUCAUCGCUUCCAAGCACAGUCGUGCAGCGUGGCUACUCGAGUAGUAGAUCAACCACUGUGACAGUCUUCUUCAAACAACUUUUCCACACCUCCAUCUCCUCUUCCUCCACUUUUCGGCUGAUCAGGCGUGGCUGCUACUGCUACAACAACAACAACAACAACAACAACAGAGCAGUGAAAGCGAUCUGUUUGAUUGGCAACAAGAGUAUCUGUCGCGUCGAUCCGUUUCGGAAGAGGAAGGGCCCAUUGACAGCAGCACCGACAGUAGAAGCCCAUGGCCCAAGCAAUCUCAGAGAGUGUGGCACCUGUCUUUGAGCAGGAAGCCAACAGGCACCUUACGGUUUACUUCCCUGCAUGUCUUCAAGGAUGUGGCGUGACAGAUUUCCGUGGUCGUGAGAUCACGCAAGGAGACACAGUAAUCAGGCAGCUGGAUUCAUUUGCUUACAUGACGAAUGACACCCUUGCAAGGGGUACCGAAGCGAGAACCAACGGGUUAUCUCUCCUUGUCCCCAAUGGAAUGGUCUUCCGAGCGGCUGCAGGGGCCCCAGCGCAGGAAAGAGCUCCUUUGGCUCCGACGAAAUACGUUGUUGGGGAAGCUUACUCAGGAUCUAAUCCCGUUAAAUUGAGGGCCAAACUUCAUCAGCUUGAAGGUGGAAUCGAAACAUUGCGAGCUCGCCAUGUUGGUCGUGGGAAUGUUUGCAACGACAUAACAUGCUUGGUUGGGGCUGCACUGCUGAUUUGCAGUUGCGGAUCAAGGCCUAGAGCGCAAGCUGUCAGGGACGACAGUGCUUCCUUGCUUGGAACCUUGAGUCAAGCAGACCACCCACAUCUUUGGCGUUUGGCUGAAGCUGGUCGUCUCUUUUGCCUUGUGAUGUCUGCGAACGAAAGCCCCCAGAGUGUUAUUGCCCGGCAGACGCACCAGGCUCUCACAAGCUUACAGGAUGAUGUGUCAGCCAUGCAGAAUGAUCUCGGAGCUUACAGGAUGAUGUGUCAGCCAUGCAGAAUGAUCUCGGGAGAUUGAUGAGGCAUUUUGGUCUCAGCUGACCUCGGCAAGCAUUGCCUGAGACCUGAACACACGACAGCUAGGUCUAGGAAUUAUUAGUUCUUGGAAGUUCCAAUGACUAUACUCCUAAGACGUUAUGAAAGCCCGUCAUCACUGUGGACUCACUAGCUAGUGACUGUACAUCGUAGUUGAUUCUAGGACCCCCACAGCCAAUGGAGUUGAUCAAUCGAGGUCGGCCUGCGUGGCACGUGUUAAAUCCCGCGAUAAAAGCUUGCCAGAGGCCAGUCUGUAAAAUUCUGUUAACACUCCCUAUCGUUGCGUGAUUAGAAGUAUGCACUCGUUAGAUAGUGAUGAAGAUGUAUUUCUAAUGCGGCAACGAUAGGUUGUAAUGAAGGUUGUUUUCGGACAGGCUUCUGCGAAGCAAAUAAUCGCUCAUUUUUCAAAUAACCCGGAACCUUAAAACGUCUUUUUGUCAUGUGACAACGGUCAAUUGUA